AUGGAAACCAGUCAAGACCGAUGGGAGAGCAGCAGCGCCGGAGACCACAGAGUCUUCCCCGGCGUCCCCUCUCCCCCCAGGAACUACGCUUUGAGCGGCAAGAUCAUGCUCAGCGCCAUCGUCGUCCUCUUCACUAUCGUCUUGCUCAUCCUCUGCCUGCACGUCUACGCCCGCUGGUGCCUCCUCCGCCGCGCCCGUCGCCGGCGACGCGAUCGCCGCCGCCUCGUCUUCGCGGCGGCGAGCCAGGACGGAGCCGCGGGGCCUGUUGUGAGGGGACUCGACCGCGAGGUCGUCAAGUCGCUUCCGGUCUUCACCUACACGGCCGCCAAGUGCCCGGCCGAGCCAGAGGAGAGCAUGGAGUGUGCGGUCUGCCUGAGCGAGUUCCAGGAGAACGAGAUGGGGCGGGUGAUGCCCCUCUGCAAGCACAGGUUCCACAUCGAGUGCAUAGACAUGUGGUUCCAUUCCCAUGCCACCUGCCCCCUUUGCCGCGCCGCCGUCGAGCCGGCGCCGCCGGCGAAAGUCUCCGACUCCGUCCACAUCCAAAUCGAGCCCCCCCCUCCGCCGGAGCUCUGCGAGUCGUGCAGGCAUGAGAAUGAGGACCUCGCCGCCGGCGGAACAGGAUCUUCUUCUUCUUUUCCUCCUGUUGCUGCUGCCGCUACGACGGCAUGCUCGAGCUCGAACGUGCCGGGGGCGGAAGGGCUGAGGAGCCUGGAGGAGGAGGUGGGGUCGCCCGGCGGGGGAGGGCAAGGAUUCAAGUCGCCGUUGAGCCGGAUGAGAUCACUGAAGAGGCUCCUCAGCAUCGACCUGAGGUUUCACCGCGGCGGGUCCCCCUCCGACGAACCCGACCUGGAGAGGGGCACAGGAGCGUUGGCGUUGGCGGCGGCGGAGGAGCAGUCUCCCCGCCCGCCACCGCAACAGAGGUGA
This is a messenger RNA of Spirodela intermedia, 924 nucleotides long. Lineage: Eukaryota; Viridiplantae; Streptophyta; Magnoliopsida; Alismatales; Araceae. The record is from the annotation of a GenBank genome assembly.